Molecule: messenger RNA, 1892 nt
Organism: Nematolebias whitei (Rio pearlfish)
Lineage: Eukaryota; Metazoa; Chordata; Actinopteri; Cyprinodontiformes; Rivulidae
Gene: slc33a1
Product: solute carrier family 33 member 1
Exons: 8
Coding region: 40-1695 (551 amino acids)
Cellular component (GO): membrane
Molecular function (GO): acetyl-CoA transmembrane transporter activity
Source: RefSeq, a predicted model, not a curated record
UGUUAAGGGCUCAGUGGGUUUGAUGCCCUCAGCUCCGCCAUGGAGUUCUCCGAUUUGACCACACAAAAAAACGGGCGGCUGAGGAAACUGACAGGCGCCACCUUCCCACCCGGACACAAGAGGGACAUGGACAGGGAAGGAGCAAGCUCAUCUGAGACAGAAAUGGGAGAGGACGAUACAGAUGGUCUGAUCAGGAGUUCGGACUCUGAGGACAGGAGGCAUACCAGGGUCCGGCCUGGAAUUCACGGCGAGCUGGGGAACGUGUUGCUCUUGUUGUUCCUCUACGUGCUUCAGGGCAUUCCUCUCGGACUGGCUGGCAGCAUCCCUCUGAUCUUACAGAGUAAGAAUGUCAGCUACAAAGACCAAGCUUUCUUCAGCUUCGUCUUCUGGCCGUUUAGUUUGAAGCUUCUCUGGGCGCCACUGGUUGAUGCUCUGUACUUCAGCAGGUUUGGUAGAAGAAAGUCUUGGCUGGUACCAACACAAUACAUUCUGGGUCUGUUCAUGCUCUACCUUUCUGGAACAGUCAAUUCACUGCUUCAGAACAGCAAAGGUCCAGAUGUGGUGAUUCUCACUGCUGUCUUCUUCAUGCUUGCCUUCCUGGCAGCUACACAAGACAUCGCUGUGGAUGGCUGGGCCCUCACUAUGUUGUCCAGAGAAAAUGUGGGCUACGCAUCUACAUGCAACUCUGUAGGUCAGACAGCUGGCUACUUCCUGGGAAACGUACUCUUUCUGGCUCUGGAAUCAGCUGAGUUUUGUAACAAAUACCUCAGAAUAGAGCCCCAAGACACAGGAAUUGUCACGUUGCCAGACUUCUUAUUUUUCUGGGGAGUGGUCUUCCUAAUUUCCACCACACUGGUAGCCAUCUUUAAAAGGGAAAAUGGACAUGGCCGAGGGAGGAGGAAUGUCCCAGAAGAGACACAGGGUGUCAUGGAGACAUACAAACUGUUGUUCUCUAUUGUCAAAAUGCCCACAGUUUUCACCUUUUGUGUCUUGUUGCUCACUGCUAAAAUCGGUUUCUCUGCUGCAGAUGCAGUUACAGGUCUGAAGCUGGUGGAGGAAGGAGUUCCUAAAGCGCAGCUGGCGCUGCUGGCAGUACCCAUGGUGCCUCUGCAGAUCCUCCUACCAGUCAUCAUCAGCAAAUACACAGCAGGGCCUCGACCUCUGGAUGUCUUUUACAAAGCAUUCCCAUUUAGGUUGCUCAUAGGGCUCGAGUACGCUCUGCUGGUGUGGUGGACCCCCAGUGUGAAACAAGAAGGAGGAUUCCCAGUUUAUUACUACGCCAUAGUGCUGCUCAGCUACGCAUUACAUCAGGUGGCGCUGUACAGCAUGUAUGUGGCUUGCAUGGCCUUCCAUGCCAAAGUGAGUGACCCCCUGAUAGGUGGGACCUACAUGACCCUGCUCAACACGGUCACCAACCUUGGAGGAAACUGGCCUGCCACCUUGGCUCUGUGGAUGGUCGAUCCUCUGACCUCUAAGGAAUGCCGGGGGGUUGCCAGUCAGAGCUGUGGCUCCACAGUGGAGGCGGGGCUGUGCGUGAAGGAAGGAGGCGUUUGCGUUACGACCUUGGACGGUUACUACGUGGAGUCUGUGGUUUGCGUUGUGAUCGGUUUAGUUUGGUGGUUGUGGUUGGGGAAGAAAAUGAGGCGACUGCAGGAGCAGAGUCCUGCUGCCUGGAGGUGCAGAGUGAACCAGUGAAUCUACACCAGCACCUCCGUCCAAACAGACUCUCCGUAGUGAGCUGUACUUUCUUAUUCUGCUUUAGAGCAGCUACAGUAAACGCUGGACUCGCUGUAAUACAUCUCAUUCUGUCUGCUUGUUGUUGUGGCUGCUACAUUCUGAAAACAUUUCCCUUCAAAUCUAAAAAAGUUAAAUCUGGUCCUCUGGACAUUCAA